This is a messenger RNA of Trematomus bernacchii (emerald rockcod), 2746 nucleotides long. It is a transcript of the gene rbm44, whose product is annotated as RNA binding motif protein 44. The transcript is spliced from 16 exons. Gene Ontology annotation, molecular function: RNA binding. NCBI's taxonomy places the organism in Eukaryota, Metazoa, Chordata, Actinopteri, Perciformes, Nototheniidae. Bases 1 to 2415 code for a protein of 804 amino acids. The record is from RefSeq and is a predicted model, not a curated record.
AUGAAUAAACAAGACCAGUGUUGUUCAUUUUACAGGUCUAUAUUUGAAUUGGUGGAAUCUCAUAAGUACCUGGAAUUAACUGACCAAAGGCUGCUGCAGUGGUACCUCCGUUUGAAUUGUGAAGACAGAAAGAUUAUACAAGACGGAGGAGGGUUGCGCUGGUUCUUGGUGAGACAUCCUGCCCUGGAGCUGUCUCUGCAUCAUGUUUAUGUGAAGCACUUGGAGAUGCUUCCCAAUGCGAGAGACCCUUUCCAUUUUGGCAAUAGCAGCAGCGGAGAUGGAUCACAACAACGUCAACAUGAGGAAACCUUGCGCACCGAACCGCUCCUCAAGCCGCAGCAAAGCUACCAAUCCGCUUUCAGCAAGUUCUACUCGCAUGAAGCAACCGAUCAGAGGGAGUCAUCCCGUCUAUAUGAACAAAGGCCGAUGUCCAGCAGCAGUACCAGCAGCUUCGCCGUAUGCAAAGAUCCAGCAGCCCUGGCCAACUUAUCUCUGGACAUGGAUCUGGAAAGAAGCCAACCGUGGGGAGAGCCGAAGAGCCAGAUGUCGAGGCCCCAAGGCCAGAGUGCUUACGACACACAUGCUGAAGUCAGUCCAUCACCAUCAGAAUGGCCAAAUAUUGAAAAAAACACUCCUGAUUAUUACAGUGUUGACAGCAUUCAGAUGGAUGGCACAGAGUACAAUGACAGGAGCGCCAUCCACUCAGACGGACAGACCAUCCCAUCUCUGGUUGAGGAAAGCAGCACAAAUGAAGGAUGCUUUGAAGAUCAAGGUCACAUCUUCUAUAGCAUCAUGGAGAACGAUGAGAGCAUACUCGCCUAUGAAACCUGUCACGAUAUGAAAGCUCAUAACAACGGGCUACACUCAGUUGAUGGUGAAGCUCUGGCAGCCAGCAGUGACACCUGGAUGACUGCAGAAAAGCACAUCUCCUCUACACCACGGGUUACUACCUGUGACGUGAUGGUUGGCACUGAGAUGCCACUGUGCACGUCAGCCGACACCCAAACUACGGGCCCAGAAACAGCUGACAAACAUAUCAAUACUGAAGUCCAUAUGGUAGAUCUGGACUCAAUUGUAAAGGCAUUUACCAAACUCCAGGAAAAAGGGAAAAGUUUGGCUUGUAAACUGAGAAAGGAACGUCAGUGUUUGCAGCGUGCGGAGCUGAGCCUCCUGGCCCUGCAUUACAGCAUGUGCAGACGGCACUGCUCCACCCUGAACGACUCCUCCGCUGAGGGAGGCCUGCUCGCCCCACAGCCCAGUAACCCUCCUGCAAACAUUGCUACUGUUCUGCAAAAACUGGAGUGUGACUAUAAAGCGAUGAGGGAUCAGAUCCUGGCAGGCGUCCCUCUGGAGCAGCAGAAGCCUCUCUCUGUUGAUUCUGAGAAGACAACCACGAGUUACAUCCCUGCUCAGAUGGUUGGUGAUGUGCUGGGAAAUGUUCCAUCAGGGAGCUCCCAGGAACCGCAGAAACAUGACACCUCACCAAGUGAAGACACUGCAUGUCCUGAUGAUCAAAUCAGAAGUGAAUGCCAGCAGAGUAACAAUGAGGAAAAACAAAUGAACAAGGAGAAGGCUGUCCCCCAGGAUAGAGAUGCUACCCAUAAUGCACACAAGCCAGAAGAAAAGCAGACACCAGCUGCAUGUAAAGAUGUCAGCACAUUGGAGGCGUGGUUCGAUGCUGAAGAAGACCUGCAGCCUGCAUCAGCUGCUGAGACCGAGCCGGACCCUACGGUGAUCACAACAGAUCAGACCAGUGAAUCCGGCAGCAAGGAGGUGGAGAGCUCGUUACUUUGUGUUUCAAACCUGCCCAGUAACGCCUCAGAGUGUGAUGUGAUGCAGUGGUUUGAGAAAUACCAUGCCUCUGAAGUCAGCAUCUCUGCUUUAAAGAACGAUUUGAGAGUUGCCAUAGUGAUGAUAAGUGGAGCCCAAUCUGCCGAGGCUGCAGUGAGAGAGCUGAAUGGCAGCAGCAUGCACGGCCAUGCUCUACAUGUGGAGCACAUCAACAGAGCCAGGGAUGAGACCCAGAACCAGGACCAGGACCAGGCCUCGGGCACCGUGAGGGGGCCGGAGUCCGCCCAAACAGAAACCUCCAAGUCUGACUCCAGCAGCGCAGACAGAAAGCUGAUCAGUCAGCCGCCGCUGAGCUCCAGCCUGAGGGCCAGGAGGGUGGUGUGCGUCUCGCCCACAGCGAAGGUAACCAUGGUGCAGGAGAACUACUGCACCUUGGGAGGCCUCAACACCCUGAUUACGGAGCUCACUCAGCUCCACCCGGGCGUCUCCAGGCAGAGGUUUUUGGAUGCUCUGCUGGAGCUGAAGGCCAAACACAAGGGCGUCCUCUGCGGCCUGCCGCUCCGCACCAUCAGGGAGAUGACCUCUGACCUCAUCACCGGGCCAGAGAGCGCCACACAGCUAUGAAGAAGCAGUCUUUACAGUUAUUUGUUGAAAAAGCAUCAUUACAUCUCCAGUUUAUUCUUUACAACUCGAGUAGUUCAGAGGGAGAAAUUCACCUAAAGGAAUUGGGUUUUCUUUAAAAGAUUUGUUACAUUCUACUAAUAGUUUUGUCAUUUCCAGUUGAGUUGUAUAUUCAAAAGAUGCUUCAUAGAAAGUUCUAGUUAUUUAUUUGGCAUACAGUUACUUGCAUACAGUUUUAUAUGCAUCAGCUUUGUUUGCAUUUGAUGUCCUCUUGCUUUGUUUGUAUUUGAUGAGCUCUAUCAAUAAAAAGGACACAACAUUUGCCCACCUUAAA